UGCCUGUCGCCUCUUCUCGGCCAGGUUGAAAACGCCUUCCCGCCAGCCGUCUCCGACCUGCACAGGAGAGGGAAGCUGAGGACACAGAUGGUCUCUCUCCAGGCUGGAAGCGUGGUGGCGACGCUCAGGCUGACCGUGCAGGACCCCGAGUUCCCAGUGGGGGUCUCCACGCUGGCCCCCAUGCUCCCGCCUCUGCUGGCCAGCACCGUGUUCCAGAUCGAUCCGCGGGGGACGCUCGUGCAAGAUUGGGACGAGUGUGCAGACAGCCGGGGGCACGACUGCUCACCCGCUGCCCAGUGCAUCAACGUCGAGGGCUCCUACACCUGUCGGUGCCGGACGGCCAGGGACGCCAACCCCUCCCGCGCGGGCCGGGCCUGUGAGGGUGACGUGGUGAGCCCCACGGGAGGGGUGCUGGCUCCAGCAACAGGUGUGACGGCCCCAGCUCUCAGCACAGAGACAGCAGCCCCUGGCCCAGAGACAUCUGCCUUGUGGCCCAGCCCUGGGCACCCGGGGGGCACCCCUGCAGCAAAUCAGGCCCAGACCCCAGGGCCCCCACCCAGGAGAGGGGGCAGCGGCCUGGUCGGGAAGGACAAGAACAGCACGAGGCAAGGCCUGGAGGAGGGAGCACCCAGCAGGGCCCCAGGCCUGAUGACAGGCCAGUGGACAGCCAGCACAGCUCCUGGAGCAACCCACAGCUCCCCUUCUGGGCCCACGAAUGGCUCGCUGAGCACCCCUGGGUGGUUAUCGAGAGACUCGAGCACGGAGCGGCCCCUCUGGCCCAGUCCUACCGAGGGCCCCACGGACCACAUCGUCUGGCACGCCAGCCUCCCCACUGGGGACACAGCACCAGCAGCUCUGGACCCCACAAGGCCACAGAACUUGGUCCCCGGACCCUCCGGCUCCCCGGACCUUCCCUCGGCCCCCACCCCUGAGUCUCUGAAGCUUCCGGCCUGUGUCCCCGUCCCCAUCGAGAGGGUCACGGUGUCCAACGUGACCAGCACCAGCUUUCACGUGGCGUGGGCGGCGGGUCUCACCCCGCACCCCACCUUCCAGCUCACCCUGACCUCCCCGCGGAGCCCCGCGGUGCACCUGGAGACCCGAGACGCAAGCCUGACGCUGUCGGGCCUGGAGCCUGGCGUCCUGCACCUGGUGGAGAUAGCGGCCAAAGCUUGCGGGAACGGAAGUGCCAGGGCCCGCCUGAAAGUCAGGACAGCGGCCCAGAAGCUCAGAGGGAAAGUCAGAAUAGCCAACGUCAGGUACGUGGAGCCCUUCCGGAACACAAGCAGCAGGGAGUAUCAGGACUUCCUAGAGCUGUUCUUCAGGGUGGUGCGGGAUUCCUUGCCCGCCGCCAUGCUUCGGCACGUGGACGCCGGUGGGGUCCAGAUGGAGGUGACCCACGUCGCCAACGGCAGUGUCGUGGUGGAGUUUAACCUGCUGAUCAUCGCAGACGUGGAUGUCCGCGAGGUGUCUGCCGUGUUCCUCGUUGCCCUCCGGAACGCCUCUCUGCUGGAGGUGGUCGGCGAGGACACCUUCAUACAAGAUUACGACGAAUGUGACAGCCAGGAGCACGACUGUGAGCCGGGCGCGUCCUGCCACAACACCCUGGGCUCCUACACCUGCAGCUGCACGGGAGGAGCCCCCCACUUCCCUGUGGAAUUUUCGGGAAGAUCCUGUGACGGUGACUCUCCCGGAAACACAACCCAGGCUCCCGGCCCCCCUCUGGCCGCUGGCCCCGAGCAGGCCCCCACCCCGACAGGAACCGCGGCUGCCAUGGCACCAGGUGCCGGCCCGGGUCCCCGGGGCCUGCCCCCGCGACUGAACCUGACCGAGGCGGUCAGCGUGCUCUGCGACAUUGAGAAGGUGGCCAUCGCCGUCCAGAGGCGCUUCCUGCAGCAGGAGUCCAUCCCCGAGUCCUCCCUGUACCUGGGACACCCAUCCUGUAACGUGAGCGACCACAACAGCACGCACGUGCUCCUGGUGGCCGGGUGGAGCGAGUGCGGGACCGUCGUGCAAAGUAACGUGACGAGUACGGUGGUGAGGACCACCCUGAGGAACGACCUGUCCCCUGAGGGCAUCAUCCACCAUCUGAAGAUCCUGAGCCCCAUCCACUGUGCCUUCCAGAACGACCUCCUGACAUCGUCAGGCUACACCCCAGAAUGGGGGGUCUAUACCAUCAUCGAGGACCUCCAUGGUGCUGGCAGUUUUGUCACCGAGAUGCGGUUGUUUAUUGGGGACUCCCCUAUACCUCGAAAUUAUAGUGUGUCUGCCAGUGAUGAUGUCAAGAUCGAGGUGGGGCUCUAUAAACAGAAGAGCAACCUCAAGGUGGUCCUGACCGAGUGCUGGGCGACACCAUCCAGCAACGCCAGGGACCCGGUCAUGUUUGGCUUCAUCAACAACAGCUGCCCCAUCCCCAACACACACACGAACGUGAUCAAGAACGGGGACUCCAGCAAGGCCCAGUUUAAGCUGAAAAUCUUCUCCUUCAUCAACAACUCCAUCGUCUACCUGCACUGCAGGCUUCGUAUUUGCAUGGACUCCCCUGGAAGCACGUGCAAAAUAAAUUGCAACGAUGUCAAGUCCCCGAGAAGCAGCGAGGCAUCCACCAUACACCAGACAUCCUGGGGACCCCUCGUCCGGUCUGAAGGUGAGCGUCCAGGCGCGGAGCCGGGCCUGGGAGCCGGUUACCUGGUCCUCAUCGUGGUGGCCGUCUUCGCCGUGGUGGCCGGGGCGGCUGCCCUUGUCCUCGUGCACUACCAGAGAAUGACUGGCAAAUACAGCUUCAGAGCCGGGCCGGACGACUUCGGCUACCAGGUGUUCUCUGGGUAGGCGGUCCCGGCGGGCCCGCAGGUGGCUGUGAAUCAACCUCGGUUCUUAAUCCAUGAAGCAUCGACGGAAACCUGCUCUGUCCCACAUCCAGAGCUUGGAUGAGUCCCCGGGGGUGGUGAAAACACAGCCUCUGACUGACCCAGGAGACCCAUCGUCUGUGUAGGUCCCAGAUAAGCAAUGCCCACCAGGCGGAUGUAAGAGCUUUUGGAGUAGGAGGUGGGGUGAGGGGUAUGCCCCAGGCAUGGGGAUCUUCAAACAAGCUUGGAUCCAGCCUUGCCAUCACCCAGAUCACCUCCACCGCCCCAGAGCCCCCAGACUCUUUACCCUCCUAACUGGCUCAAGUGGUUUCAAAACCAGUCCUUUCUGGACCAGUCCUGGCUCAAAACCAGUCCUUUCUGGUUUUACUCACCACUGACAUCUGUCAACUGCCACUCAUCCCCCCAUCCACUCAGCCACGUAGCUACCCAUCCAUUCAGCCAUCCAGUCAUCCAACGCUCUGUCAUAUAUAUAUAUUUCACAUUUUCAAAGAUAUUUGACGGUGCACUUGGGAGUUCUUUUAACAAUAGGUGUCAUAAAUGCACUGCUAAUGUUAUUUUUAGUGGACAUAUAUGCUCUUUAACGUCUGCCUUUCCAGGACAUUGUUUUUAUUUACACAACAGAGACUCAAAAGACACUCCACUAAUAUGAAAAUCUUUAUAAGUAGAAAUAACAUUAUAUACAUACACAUACUCACUAUUUUAUAUUUUUUCCAAGUAUUUUCACAGCCAUUUAAAAAUAUAAUUUUACCCCAGGAGAGGUACUGUUUAUCCAUUGCACAAUGGGAAAGCAGAGAAGAAAUGGGUGAGUCAUUUUCAUAUGGCCACAAAAUGAAUUAAUAAGGAACUGGGUGUAGAAUCUAAAUUUUUACCUUAGAAUGUUCUCCAUUACACCAUACUGACGGAUUGUGCUUUUUUACUUUAUGUGAAACAAAUUGGAUUGUAUUCGAUAGCUAACACCUGAAAGCAUCGCGUUUUUCCUCGAUGAACUUAGAAUUACAAGGUGGUCAUGGUCUUUAAUUCAUGAGAUUACUUUUGUUGAAUGUAACUAAUUGGAGAUUAAUCUUGCUGAGUGUAACUAACAGCGAUUCGUAUCUGGAGAAUGCGAGUGUUUUGAUUUAGUGGAUAUUCUCAAGAGUCGGUAAAGCAUCACAACAUGUGGCUAAACUGAUUUUGUGCAAGUAGAAUAAAUCGCAUGUGACAUUGAA
Messenger RNA from Lynx canadensis (Canada lynx), 4069 nucleotides. It is a transcript of the gene UMODL1, whose product is annotated as uromodulin like 1. The transcript is spliced from 14 exons. The annotation marks the transcript as partial. NCBI's taxonomy places the organism in Eukaryota, Metazoa, Chordata, Mammalia, Carnivora, Felidae. Gene Ontology annotation, cellular component: cell surface. Gene Ontology annotation, molecular function: calcium ion binding; protein binding. The record is from RefSeq and is a predicted model, not a curated record.